AUGGACUCCGGAUUCUGCACAGGUCUUCGUCGGGACCGCAGGAGGUUGUCCAAACAAAUCGCCAUGCUGAUGAGCUGGUCGAGUCACAGGUUGCCAUCACGGCAGGCUAUCUCCAUCUGUACCUUCUCCCGCAGUCCGCUGCGGAUCACGGUGACCAGAGCCGACACGUUCCAUCCGGUGGAGGCCACGAUGAUGAGGGCGAUUGCCAACAUUGAGGACAUUGCAUUCCAUUCAAACAUACCUGUGGCGGCGGACAUAACUGUAGCCAUAGUGUAUGCUGUGUUUGGUGUGUGCUCUCUGUUUGGCAACAGCACACUGCUCUACGUCUCCUACAAGAAGAAGCACCUGCUCAAACCAGCUGAGAUGUUCAUUAUCAACCUGGCCAUCAGCGACAUGGGUCUGACUCUGUCCCUCUACCCCAUGGCCAUCACCUCCAGCAUCUACCACAAGUGGCUGUUUGGGAAAACGGUGUGUUUGAUCUACGCGUUCUGUAGCGUGCUGUUUGGGAUCUGCAGUCUGACCACUCUCACCCUGUUGAGCAUGGUGUGUUUUGUGAAAGUAUGUUAUCCUCUCUACGGUAACCGAUUCAACCCGGGGCAUGGCCGUCUGCUGAUAGCCUGUGCGUGGGUCUGGGCCCUGGUGUUCGCCUUCUCCCCUCUGGCCCACUGGGGUGAGUAUGGUCCAGAGCCAUAUGGCACAGCCUGCUGCAUCGACUGGCGCCUGUCCAACCUGCACCCCGUGGCCCGCUCCUACACAAUGGCGCUCUUUAUCUUGUGCUACAUCGUGCCCUGCUGCAUCAUCACGGUAUCCUACACGGGCAUUCUGAUGACGGUUCGAGCCUCUCGUAAGGCCAUGGAACAUCACGAGGCCCGGCCGGCCAAGAUGAGCAACAUCCAGACUGUUAUUGUGAAGCUGAGUGUUGCUGUCUGUAUCGGUUUCUUCACAGCGUGGAGCCCUUAUGCCGUGGUGUCGAUGUGGGCAGCGUUUGGACACAUGGAGAACAUCCCACCGUUGACGUUCGCCAUACUCGCAAUGUUUGCCAAGUCCUCCACCAUAUACAACCCCAUCAUCUACCUGCUGCUCAGGCCCAACUUCCGCAGGGUGAUGUACCGGGACCUGGUGAGCUUUCACAGGGCCUGUCUGAAGGGCUGCCUGUGCUCCUGCUCCCAAGGCGCUGUGGGGAAGUGCCGCUCCGGCUCUGUGGUCCAGGUUAGCCUCCGGUCGCUCCGCAGACCACCAGGACACGACCAGUCCUGUUCCACCAACUCAUCUGCCAACCAAGCCCUCGCCGGGUACAGAGGUUGUAGCAGCACCUGCGAGAAGUGCAGCGACGCCUUCGAGUGCUUCAGACACUACCCCAGAGAUUGCCAUGGUGGCACCAACCCCCCCAGCUCCUCAAUCAACACUAACGCACCUCAGGAUCAGCUCUCAACAGAGCCCCAGCCCAAGCUGCAGCCACUGACACAGAAACCAACAUGGAAGCAGAGGCAGAAGCAUAAAAAACAGGAGGCCUGUCACAAGAAGUCCCUGCGAGCCACCAUGAGCAGCAAAAGGACCUCGGAGAUCGACAACCUACAGAUCAACUUGGAGAUGGUGCCGGGACACGCUAAAUUUGCCUGGCCAUAG
This is a messenger RNA of Salvelinus namaycush (lake trout), 1626 nucleotides long. RefSeq names its product opsin-5-like. Bases 1 to 1626 code for a protein of 541 amino acids. The transcript is spliced from 6 exons. The record is from RefSeq and is a predicted model, not a curated record. Gene Ontology annotation, cellular component: membrane. NCBI's taxonomy places the organism in Eukaryota, Metazoa, Chordata, Actinopteri, Salmoniformes, Salmonidae. Gene Ontology annotation, biological process: G protein-coupled receptor signaling pathway; visual perception. Gene Ontology annotation, molecular function: G protein-coupled receptor activity.